This is a messenger RNA of Fusarium venenatum, 801 nucleotides long. RefSeq names its product Alpha/Beta hydrolase protein. The record is from RefSeq and is a predicted model, not a curated record. NCBI's taxonomy places the organism in Eukaryota, Fungi, Ascomycota, Sordariomycetes, Hypocreales, Nectriaceae. Gene Ontology annotation, biological process: biosynthetic process.
AUGGACAACAAUCCUGAAUGCAUUCAGCCUGCAGACUGGCAGGCCGGUCAAGCUGUACCAGUCUUCCUCAUCCACGAUGGCGGCGGCACAACAUUCUCAUAUCACUGUUUGGAACCUCUUAACCGUCCUGUUUACGGGAUCUACAAUCCCAACUUUCACAGCGGGGAACCCUUCGACGGGGGACUCAAAGACAUGGCUAAGCUUUACACACAUUGGAUUAUUGAGACUGUCGAGAAGCCCGACUUCCCCAGGCGAUACAAUUCGGAUGGAAAGAUCCAAAUACUUCUCGGAGGAUGGAGCUUGGGUGGCCACUUGAGUCUUGAGAUCGCCAAGCAGCUCAACCCUGAGGAUACCGAAAUCAGAGUUAUCGGUAUUCUUAUGGUUGACACAAUCUACCCGCACAAGUACUCGAGUAAUAACCGCAAGAGACCCGGCGAAGGAUCAGAAAAAGGCAGAAACAAGAACCAGAUUCUUGCCGACCUUUCCAUGGCUGAUGCUCGCCGUAUGCUUCAGUCUUGGGAUCCUCCAGUUUGGCACGAGGACUCUAUAGGAGAAAGGCCACGAAUCUCUCUGCUCCGAGCUAAAGAGGCCUUGCCAGUGAAGGAUGGUGAGAAAGAUCUUGUGGACAUGAGUCGCGAGGAGCGAAAUCUUGGGUGGGAUUUGUAUGACAAGAAUCUAUUUUCCGAAGUGGUGGAUAUUAAUGGUCAUCAUUUUGAAGUGUUUGCUUUCAAGUUCAUUGAGGACAUUUCUGAAAAGAUGAAGGAUUCGCUGAAUGGUUUGGAACGUGCCUCCCGAAGCUGA